GUUCUGAUCAUGAAAAUGCUGUGCCAUCCCAAUAUAGUUAAUCUUAUUGAGGUGAUUGAUGACCCAACAACGGAUCACUUCUACAUGGUUCUUGAAUACGUUGAAGGAAAAUGGGUCUGUGAGGGUGCUGGUCCGGCAGGUGGUCUCGGAGAACAUAAGGCACGGACGUACUUGCGCGACACGGUAUCCGGCUUGAUGUAUCUACAUUCUCAUAAUAUAAUCCAUGGGGAUAUUAAGCCAGACAAUCUUUUAGUUACGGCCUCUGGCAGGGUGAAGAUUGGUGAUUUCAGCGUUAGCCAAGCUUUUGAGGUUGAUAAUGAUGAGCUUAGGCGGUCUCCUGGCACUCCGGUUUUUACUGCUCCCGAGUGCUGUUUAGGACUAACAUAUCAUGGAAAAGCUGCUGAUACAUGGGCAGUUGGUGUCGCCCUUUACUGUAUGGUUUUAGGAAAAUACCCAUUUCUAGGAGACACACUCCAGGACACAUAUGACAAGAUAGUAAAUAACCCCCUCGCUCUCCCUGAUGGUAUGAAUCCGCUGCUGAAGAAUUUGCUUGAGGGGCUUCUUUGUAAAGAUCCAGCACAAAGGAUAACACUCAAGAGUGUGUCCGAGCACGAAUGGGUUGUCGGAAAUGAAGGUCCCAUCCCUCAGCAUCUAUGUUGGUGCCAGCGCAAAAAAUUACAAAAGGAAGAAUCUGAUGGGAGAAUGGAGGAUACUUUCACUUGAUGCUAACAGAGAGAUGUUCUGUGAUUUUUAAUUUGUGUUUCUAGUUUUCGAGCUAGGAUGUUUCUUCCAACAAGCUUUGUUUGUGAAAGCAAAAGAAUACAGUUAUACAGGCAAAAGAACAUAGGAUAGUAGAGCAUGAGAGGUAAGAGGUUAAGUAAAUUCUGUGAUAUUUCUAGUGUAGUUAAGAGUACUGGAAGACAGACGACUUGUGCCUCAAAUAAUCUUUAUUCAUAUCUCAUAUCAUGGUGGACUAAAUUUUGAAAUUUAUAUCAGACAUUCUCCCUUGACUAA
Nicotiana tabacum (common tobacco) is the source of this 1014-nucleotide messenger RNA. The record is from RefSeq and is a predicted model, not a curated record. Lineage: Eukaryota; Viridiplantae; Streptophyta; Magnoliopsida; Solanales; Solanaceae.